Tripterygium wilfordii is the source of this 4237-nucleotide messenger RNA. RefSeq lists its product as uncharacterized. The transcript has 5 exons. NCBI's taxonomy places the organism in Eukaryota, Viridiplantae, Streptophyta, Magnoliopsida, Celastrales, Celastraceae. Bases 502 to 4134 code for a protein of 1210 amino acids. The record is from RefSeq and is a predicted model, not a curated record.
AGUUUAUCUCCGAAGUCGUCUUCGUGCCUCAUUAACGCCGAUGAACAAACACAUGUGAAUCCCUCUCUUUUACGCGGACACACACACACACAAGCGCCUGUUGUUUCAAUCCUCUUCAACGUUACUCGCUUUUCCACAUUUAUCCUCAGGCGACCCCCAUCAGCAUCCACUAGUACCUAUUUGGUUCUCUCGUAAUUUCCUUAAUUUUGGCGAUUACAAUCUCGGGAAUUACUGUUCUCUCCCUGCGAUCUGCUCUUGCCAGUUCCGGCGACCGUUCUUCUACAUUUAGGGUUUGUUAAGAUACUAUCCGGGAUGGGUGGCCUGGGGAUAUCGUUAAUUAUUUGCUAUUAGGGUUUCAAUUUUGAGUAUAAAUUUUGGGAUUAGGGUUUUUGAGUUUUCAAUUUCGGUCGCUGAUUUGAGAUUUCGGGGCUUUCGAUCUUUAUUGAGUAUUCGAAACUCUUUGGGACUUUGCGACUAGGAUUUUUUGGUUAUUUAUCGGCGAUGCCUCGCAGUUCUCGGAACAAAUCGAGUAAGCACAGUUCGAGGGAUGCAAGGGAUUUCUCGGAUUCCGAGAGAGAUUCAGGCGUGAAGGAUCGGAAGGACUUGACGAGAGAGAGUAGUGUCAAGGCCUCGAAAGAGUUGGCCUCUGGUGAGAAGCGAAAGCUUGAUUCGAAGGAAAACAAGGAGUCUUUUGGGUCUGGUAACGCGGAGUAUUCGGAGGAAUAUACUUCUUCGAAGCGGCGUAAGGAGAGACUAGAUGGCAGCGCGAACGACAGGUGGAAUGGUGGGGGCCAGGAUGACCGAGGGGAGAAGAAGUCUAAGGCUUCGAGUGAAUUAAGGAGUACUAAGAGGAGGGAUGAAAGUGUCGGAGUCUUCGGUGAUGUUGAGGAGUCUGGGAAGAAGAGUAGUGGAAAGAUUGAAGGGAAACAUCGGGGAUCGAGUGGAAAGGAUGGGGAGAGGGAGAAGGACAGGGAAGGGAAAGGAAAAGAAGGGAAGAGUGAGCGGGUGGUUGAUGGUGAAGAUCACCAUAGCGUGACAAAGCAAGUUGCUGAAAAAACUGAUUCAUUUGCACAGGAUCAGUUGCAAAGUCCUGAAUUGGAGAACCAGUUUGAGAGGCGAAUUAAGAGAAAGAGAGAUGGUUCUGGAGAUGGGGACAAGCAUCGGGAUGAUGUUGGAGAUGUCAAUGGCAGACGCCAAUCUUCUAAGGAUGAUAUUACCAAGGACGGGAGAUUAAAGGAUGAAAAGCAUAAGGAUGAAAGAUACAAAGAUAAAUACCGAGAUGACAUGGACAAGGAUAACAGACAUCGAGAUGAGAAGCAAAGAGAUGAGAAUAUUACAAGAGAUCAUGUUCACAGUAGGUCAAAUGAAAAGUACUUGAGGGAUGGGAAAGAUACUACAGAAGCUAGACAAAAGAAAGUUAAGGCUCAACAGACAGAUCGUAACAGGGAACAUGACGAUGAUCGUGAUUAUCUUGGCAGGGAUUAUGAUCUUGAUCAUAACAACUACCAUGAACGUGAAGGUGACCGAGACCGUGACCGCGGUCAUGCCCGAGACCGUGGUCGCGACCGAGUUCGCAAUCAUGACCGUGAACGAGAUCGAGAUCGUGACCAUGAGUGUGACCGUGACCGUGACCGUGACUGGGAUUGGGACAGGGAUCGAGAUCGUGAAUGUGAUCGAGAUGUUGAUCAUGAUGGAUCCCAUCUUGAUGACCGAAGUGCCAGAUACAAAGAUAGCCGGGGCAAAAAGAGAUCUCCAGAUGAUCCUGAUGAUUACAAUGAUAAUAAAUCUAGAAGUCUCAGAGCUCCCUAUCAUGAUGCAGAAAAGAAAUCUUUAAGCAGUGGCAGAGUUGAACCAGAUGCUGACAGGGGAAGGUCUCAACCACGUCAAGCCCAUCAGGAGACCACAGGUGGCAGCAGGAGGAGAAGUUCCCCCAGUUCAAGUUCACAUGGAGGGCCAGAUGGGAACAGGCAUUUUAAAUCUGAGGAUUCAAAGUAUAGAGAUGGUGGGACAGAACAGAGGUCCAGAGCAAAUUCUUCACGACAUGCGACUGGUUUUUCUGGAUCAUCAGAGAGAGCUUCUAAGUACAGAUCCUCUGAAAAACCUAUGAAACCAGAUGAUGGGUACAUGGGAGAGUUCUCAGCGGAGAGGCCUUCUAGUUCCAAAGCAUCACCCAUCGGCUUGGUGGAUAGGUCACCUUCAUCAACGAGUCUUGAGCGUAAACACAUGAGCAGAACAGGCACUAGGCGAAGUCUUGACAUAGAAGAAUCAGGGCGGAGGAGCAGUGCUUCCAUGGGUGCAAGAGACAGCUCUGUAGCUGAUGACAGAUUUGGUCGUGAUUUUCCUUUGGCAGAUGGGUCUCCUCAUGCAGAUUCAUCAUUAUAUAGCAGAACCGGUCAGGGCAUCUCUUCUUCUUUUGCAACCCCACCAAUUACUUUCAGGGGAGGAGUUGGCAGCCCUUUUUUGGGUUCACUUGAAGAAGAUACUCGAGUUGGUGCCCGUUACAGAAGGAAUAGUGAUCCUAAUUUGUCAAGAGUGCUGGGAAAUGCUUGGAGGGGUCCCCCAAAUUGGUCUUCUCAGGUUCCAAAUGGCUUUAUUUCAUUCCAACAUGGGCCUCCUCAUGGAGGUUUUCAAACAAUGAUGCCACAGUUUUCCUCCCCACCUAUGUUUGGGGUCAGACCCUCUAUGGACAUUAACCCUUCAGAUAUUCCUUAUCCUUUUCCUGAUGCUGAUCGCUUUACUGGUAAUUUGCGCCCACUUGGAUGGCAGAAUAUGAUGGAUGGCUCUGCGCCACCUCAUUUGCAUGGUUGGGACGGAAGUAAUGGUGUAUACAGGGAUGAACCAAACAUGUAUGGGGGCCCUGACUGGGAGCAGAAUAGGCAUCAUGUGAAUGGUCGAGGGUGGGAUUCCAGUGGGGAUGCUUGGAUGGAGCAGAACAGUGAUGUGAGUACGGAUUUGCCCUUGAUGUCCCAGAAAGAGGACCUUCCAAUGCAGUCAAUGGUGGAUGAUGUUCAUACUGGACAGGUGGGUCAGAAAUCACAAUAUGAAAAUAAUCACGGGACAGUAAAACUUAUUGAAACGGCUUCUGUUGUCGCUUCUCCUUCUAAAGAGAUGCCUAAAUCCUCACCAAAAGUUACCCACGAGAAAUCGUCUGAUCCUACUAAAACAUCCAAGGAGGAUGGUGUUACUCAGUUUUUCCGUGCUUACCUUUCCAAAAUUGACAUUUCAACAGAACUUACUGAUCCAGAGUUGUAUGGCCAGUGUAUGAACCUAUUGAAUAUAGAACAGAAUGGGAUGGCUGACAGAGAUACUAAUAUGCUCGUCAGUUUGAAGGAUGGUGGACGGGCAAUAUCCAAAAGUUCCAGUAGCUUUUUGGGAUUGAAACUUUUGCCUGCGGCAGAUGAUUCUGUUUAUCAGAGAGCCAUGGACCUCUACAAGAAGCAGAGGGUAAAAGUGAGAGCCUUGGAAAAUGUUUGUAGUGGAGAAUUAGAUAUUAUAUCAGCUUCCAAUCUGGGAAAAGUGGAGGAACCAGUUAAUGUUUGCAAUGCUGAGAGGGUGGAGGAGCCAAACUCAAUUUUAGAUACUGCUAUGCAGGAGAAAGCCGAAACUGUUGCAACUGCUGUCCCUGAGGAUGAGUUGGAAGAGUCGGUUCCUAUGUAUGAUUCGGCAAUACUGGAAGUUCCUAAUCAAGAGAAAGCAGAAGCUGCUGCAGUGUCCGCUGAGGAUAAGCUGGAGGAGCCAGCUUCAACUCCUAGUCGGGUGGUGCUGGAUCAGGUGACACCUACCCCUAACAAGUUGGAAGUGUCGGACGAUGGAAGUCCUGUGGAGCCCGUGCAAAAUUUAAGUGGGGAAGGAGUGGAUGAGAUAACUUCUGAGCAAGCAGACAGGGAAGAUGCUAGAGGUGAUUUAAUAAGCACGACUUCUGAUGAUGCAUCAUGUGCUGCCCCCCUUUUGGUCACUGAUAGCAAAGGAAAUAAGGAGGUGAUCAAAGGGGAAGCUUCUGGUGAUGCAGUGCGUGGCCCUUUACCUUUAUUUCUUCCGGAAGGUUCCCCUAAGGAAUCUGGGUCAUUGUUGCCUGGAUCAAAUGAGUCCGUAAUUUUAAGUCGGAUACAUCAUUCACCUGAAAGUACACAUUGAAACAAUUUCUAUAUCUGUGCUCUCUUGUGCUUUUGGUUUAGUUAUUUAUGCUUUUCCUUUCUUUUGUUGCCUUGUCAUUUUAGUUAAUGAAAUAAAAAAAAAA